UCCAGGGUUCCUCCAGGGUCUGUCUAUCUCCAGGGUUCCUCCAUGGUCAAUCUAUCUCCAGGGUUCCUCCGGGGUCAGUCUAUCUCCAGGGGUUCCUCCAGGGUCAAUCUAUCUCCAGGGGUUCCUCCAGGGUCAAUCUAUCUCCAGGGGUUCCUCCAGGAUCAUUCGAUCUCCAGGGGUUCCUCCAGGGUCAGUCUAUCUCCAGGGGUUCCUCCAGGGUCAGUCUAUCUCCAGGGGUUCCUCCAGGGUCAGUCUAUCUCCAGGGGUUCCUCCAGGGUCAGUCUAUCUCCAGGGGUUCCUCCAGGGUCAGUCUAUCUCCAGGGGUUCCUCCAGGAUCAGUCUAUUUCCAGGGAUUCCUCCAGGGUUAGUCUAUCUCCAAGGGUCCUUCAGGGGUUAGUCUAUCUCCAGGGGUUCCUCCAGGAUCACUCUAUUUCCAGGGGUUCCUUCAGGGUCAGUCUAUCUCCAAGGGUUCUUCAGGGAUUAGUCUAUCUCCAGAGGUUCCUCCAGGAUCAAUCUAUCUCCAGGAGUUCCUCAGGGGUCAGUCUAUCUAUAGAGGUUCCUCAGGGGCAAGUCUAUCUUCAGGGGUUCCUACGUGGUCAGUCUAUCUCCAGGGUUCCUCCAGGUUCAGUCUAUCUCCAGGGUUCCUCCAGGGUCACUCUAUCUCCAGGGGUUCUUCAGUGGUCAGUCUAUCUCCAAGUGUUCCUCAGGGGUCAGUCUAUCUCCAGGGGUUCCUCCAGGGUCAGUCUAUCUCCAGGGUUCCUCCAGGAUCUGUCUAUCUCCAGGAGUUCCUCAGGGGUCAGUCUAUCUCCAGGGGUUCCUCCAGGGUCAAUCUAUCUCCAGGGGUUCCUCCAGGAUCAGUCUCUGUCCAGGAGUUCCUCCAGGGUCAGUCUAUCUCCAGGGGUUCCUCCAGGGUCAGUCUAUCUCCAAGGGUUCUUCAGGGGUUAGUCUAUCUCCAGGGGUUCUUCAGGGGUUAGUCUAUCUCCAGGGGUUCCUCCAGGAUCACUCUAUUUCCAGGGGUUCCUCCAGGAUCAGUAUAUCUACACUAGGUUCCUCCAGGAUCAAUCUAUCCCCAGGAGUUCCUCAGGGGUCAGUCUAUCUAUAGAGGUUCCUCAGGGGCAAGUCUAUCUUCAGGGGUUCCU
Molecule: messenger RNA, 1139 nt
Organism: Acanthochromis polyacanthus (spiny chromis)
Lineage: Eukaryota; Metazoa; Chordata; Actinopteri; Pomacentridae
Exons: 2
Coding region: 43-945 (300 amino acids)
Source: RefSeq, a predicted model, not a curated record